Messenger RNA from Corapipo altera (White-ruffed manakin), 3554 nucleotides. RefSeq lists its product as uncharacterized. The coding region runs from base 192 to 3440 and encodes 1082 amino acids. The record is from RefSeq and is a predicted model, not a curated record. The transcript has 11 exons. Gene Ontology annotation, biological process: regulation of DNA-templated transcription. Lineage: Eukaryota; Metazoa; Chordata; Aves; Passeriformes; Pipridae.
AGACUUAUGCAACGGGUGUUUCAUCGUGGAUUAAACAAGAGGAGGAGCCACGCUGCCCUGAACAGCAGCACUUGGAGAAGGAGGAAAUCUCUGCAGAUCCAAGUACAGAUGAAAACACGAAGAGGGACCCUCCAGCAGAUUGCUUUGAGAGCACCACCUGUGACUCAGAGGCACCAGGAAGGCCAGGAGAGAUGUUCCCCAAGGAUCCCAGCCCUGGAGUGACAUGGGACAGUCAGUGGAAUUCAGAAAUGAUGGAAACAAACAGCACUGGGAACGGGAACGGGUACAACCGAGGGUUUGGUGAGCACUUGGAUUUCUUUAGUGCUCAGGAAAAGAGGCCCUGUGUGUCCAAGUGUGAGAGAAACUCCCCGCAGCAGGACCAGCCCCGGGCUCCACAGGGACAAGGGGAGAUGUUUCCAGGCCCCACGUGUGAGAGGGUGUUCCCUCUGCUGCACUCCCAGCUGGGAGAGAAGGGAACGGGGCCGGGAGCUGCCCCUGCCCCCUGCCAGGGGGGACAGACCCCCGGGGGCACAGCCAGGCUCUGGGACCAGGACCUGGGCGGGGAGGAACCUGCUGAAAACGAGGAGAACUUCCCCAUGGACACCUCUGGAGCCUGCUGGGAUCCCCCCCCAGCCCGGGGCAGCCCUGCCCACCAGCAGCAGAGCCAGGGCCGGGGCAAGUCCUACAUUUGCAGCGACUGUGGGAAAAGCUUCGUUUGCCACUCGUGGCUCGUCAGACACCAGACAACCCACACGGGAGAGAGGCCCUACAAAUGCUCUGAGUGUGACAAAACCUACAGGAGGAAGGAUUACCUCCUCAACCACCAGCGGAGGCACACGGGGGAGGGGCUUUUCCAGUGUCCUCUCUGCAGGAAAAGGUUUGUGCUCAGGAGGAGCCUGGUGAAGCAUCAGGAAAGCCACGUGCAGGAGGCACACCUGCCUCUGGCCAGCUGGCCCUGCACGGACAUCAGGGGCUCAGUGAUGCAUUCCAUACCCCUUCCUCCUGGUGUGGCUUUCCGGGGAUCUGCUCCCUCGGCGAUGGUUUAUUGCGCGGCCCUGAACUGCAGGAACGCCACGAGCGGCUCCUGCAAGAACAGCUCCGUGACUUUUCACGGGUUCCCUUUGCAAAACGAGGCUCUCCUGAAGCAAUGGAUCCAGAACAUGGGCAGGGACAUGGGAACCCCCUCCAAGUACGAGCGCCUGUGCUCGGCUCACUUCGAGGAGAGCUCCUUCGAGGGGGAUCCCCUGAAAAUCCGCAGGAGACGGCGGCUGCUGAAGGAGGCUGUUCCCAACAAAUUCAUCCUGGGGCAAGAUGGGAACUGGCUCGUGGGGACACCCCAGGGCUUCUGUGAUGGGAUGAGGAAUAAAACUCGGAAGCGAAUCCGGAAUCCCGAGCACCAGAGGCAGCAGACCCACCCCAAGGCGUCCGAGGUGCCGUGGUUCAUCUGCACGGAGUGCGGGAAGAGCUUUGCCCGGCACACGUACCUGCUCCGGCACCGCAGGAUCCACUCGGGGGUCAGGCCACACACCUGCCUGGAGUGUGUGCCACCGAUGCUCCUGCUGACAUUGGUGCCGAUGCCUGUGCCCGUGAUGCUGGUGCCAGUGCCAGAACUGGUGGCUGUGGUGAUGCCAGUGCCAGAGCCACUGCCAGUGCCGGUGUGGGUGCCCAUGCCAAUACUGGUGGCAGUGCCAGAGCUGAUGCUGGCGCUGCCAGUGGGCAUCACACAUGAUGCAGUUCUGGGGUUGCUGGUGGCUGAAAGCCCUACAACUGGGGGACGGGGGCUUCGCCAGAGUGACCACGGGCCUCCUCCCACUCGUGCCCUCCCCACGGCGCAGGUGCAGGAGUGGAACAUGGAAGCCCCUCACCUGAUGCCGCUGCAGCCGCCGCUGCUGCCGGAGCGGGCGCACGUGCGGGAGGCGCAGCUGCACUCGGCAGAGGCCUCGCUCUGGACCGUGGUGGCCACGGUGCAGGCCAUGGAGAGGAAGAUCGACCUCCUGGCCACCCGCCUGCUCAGCCUGGAGGGCCGCUCCGGCACGGCCGAGAAGAAGCUCCUGGACUGCGAGAAGACGGCCAUGGAGUUCGGGAACCAGCUGGAGAGCAAGUGGGCCGUGCUGGGCACCCUCAUCCAGGAGUACGGGCUGCUCCAGAGGCGCCUGGAGAAUGUGGAGAACCUCCUGAAGAACAGGAAUUUCUGGGUGCUGCGGCUGCCCCCCGGCCCCCGGGGCGAGGUCCCCAAGGUGCCGGUGACGUUUGUUGACAUCGCCGUCUACUUCUCGGCGGAGGAGUGGAAGAAUCUGGAGGAGUGGCAGAAGGAGCUGUACAACAACCUGGUGAAGGAGAACUACGAGGCUUUGCUCUCCCUGGACGGUGCCCUCUCCAGGAGCGAGGCUCAGCCCCGCAGCGAGCGCGGGGAAGGGCCCUGUGUUCCCGAGCAGCGGGAGCUGGAGCAGCGGGAGCUGCCGCCGGACGCCUGCGCAGAGUCGCUGAUCUCCACCUCCGACAUCCUGUCCCGGAUCAAGCAGGAGGUGGCCUUUGUGGGGGAGCAGCAGUUCCCAGAGGAGCGGGGGAUGCCCCCAGACCCCUGUGCAGGCGCGGACGCCCUGAUCACUGCACACGACUUCUUGUCGUGGAUCAAGCAGGAGGAGGAGCCCUGUGUCCGUGAGCCCUGGGAGCUGCCGGAGAGGGAGAUGCUGCCCCCGGGUCCUGGUCCUGCCGGCGAGGGGCUGCUGGUGAAGACGGAGGAGCGGUGCCCCCACGCCGAGCCCCCCGAGGAGGUGGGUUUGCCGGGCGGCUCCGGGGAGCUGCUCUUCCCCGGCCCGGGCUUCGGGACCCCCGAGGGACAGGCGGCGGUGCCAGCGGCCGUGGCUCUGCCGGCGCAGCACAGACUGGGCAAAGCUCCGGGCGCCGAGCCGGGCCCGGGCGCCGAGAGCGGGGGGGUCCCCGCGGCGCCUCCGGGACCCGCCGAGGAGCGUCCGCACGGCUGCGCCGAGUGCGGGAAGAGCUUCAGCGGGAAGAAGAGCCUGCGGAUCCACCAGCGCAGCCACGCGGCCGAGCGGCCCUACCCGUGCGCCGAGUGCGGCAAGAGCUUCAAUUGCCACUCGGGGCUGGUGCGGCACCAGAUGAUCCACCGCGGGGAGCGGCCCUACAAGUGCUCCGAGUGCGGCAAGUGCUACAGCCGCAAGGAGCACCUGCAGAACCACCAGCGGCUGCACACCGGGGAGCGCCCCUUCGCCUGCGCCCAGUGCGGCAAGAGCUUCAUCCGCAAGCAGAACCUGCUCAAGCACCAGCGCAUCCACACCGGGGAGCGCCCGUACCAGUGCCCGGCCUGCGGCCGCAGCUUCCGCUACAAGGAGUCCCUCAAGGACCACCAGCGCGUCCACGGGGCCGAGGCGGGGCCGCCCCCGCUGCCCCCGCCCGGGAUCAUGCCCCCCGGGGAUUAGGGGUUCCCUCCCCCCCGCCGCGGACUGACACCCCCCGGGACGGGGACGGGCACCGGCCACGCAGCUUCCGACCAAAUCGAGGUGCCCGGCCGGGGCGGGGGGCGCGGGGGGACC